AGUUUAAUGUUUUGCACCACAAUCUUGCUAGAGUCAAUAAGACGUUUGCCUUUAGCUACUUACAACGUCGACCUCUCGCGUUUAUUAUGCCUGUAGCUUAUACAUAUAAAUAUAAAAAUAAUGCUAGCACAGCUGAGCGAGAACGGAACAUUGUCAGUUUUAAGGAUUUGUUCUUACGGUUUGUGCAUUCUCGUCAGUUGCGUUUCAGAAGCGUGAAAUGGAAAACCUCAAAAUAUGUACCGCUCUGUUGUUAGUGUUCGGAAGCAUACUUUCUAUAACUGGGCAAAUCGUAAAAAGACCGAAUGUAUUGCUUUUGGUUUUGGACGAUUUACGACCGGCGAUUAAGGCGUUUGGAGAUUCCAAAGCAAUAACGCCAAACAUUGAUCGACUGGUUAACGAUGGAUAUUACUUUACUAACAUUUUUGCACAGCAAUCGAUCUGUGCACCAAGUAGAAAUUCAUUCCUUACCGGACGCAGACCGGACACUACAAAACUGUACGAUUUCUACAGUUAUUGGAGAGAAACAGCGGGAAACUUCACAACACUGCCUCAAUACUUCAAACAAAAUGGUUAUUAUACGAAAUCGAUCGGAAAAAUUUUCCAUCCAGGAAUAUCGUCGAACUUCACGGACGAUUAUCCUUUAAGUUGGAGUGACGAGCCUUAUCAUCCUUCAACAGAGGAAUACAAAGACAAGCCAACUUGUAUUGAUAUCGCAACUGGAAACCUUACCAAUAAUUUAUUGUGUCCUGUGGUACUGCAACUUCAACCUGAGGGAACCCUUCCCGACAUUCAAAGCACCGAAGAAGCGAAAUGUUUUCUCAAAUCUUAUCGCAACCCAAAUGCGCCAUUCUUUCUUGCUGUGGGCUACUACAAGCCACACAUCCCGUUUAAGAUCCCGGAGGAGUUCCUGGAGCUUCACAGAAACACUAAUUUCAAGACCCUUGAUCUCGACUACGCACCGUAUGGAUUACCAACUGUGGCCUGGAAUUCUUAUUUAGAUGUAAGAAGUCGACAUGACAUGAUGGCCUUAAAUAUCAGCUAUCCAUUUGGACCGAUUCCGGACUUGACCAAACAAAGAAUACGUCAGCAUUAUUACGCCGCAGUGAGCUAUGUCGACAGCAUGAUCGGAAAACUGUUGGAAGAUGUUAACUUUGAAAACACAAUCAUCGUCCUAACAUCCGAUCAUGGUUGGGCGCUAGGGGAACAUGCUGAGUGGUCAAAAUUUAGCAAUUACGAUGUUGCACUGAAUGUGCCCCUUAUCAUUUACAGUCCACAGGUUAAGCCUAGAUCCGAGAACAAAAUUGAAAUGGUGGCUGAACUGGUAGAUUUAUUCCCAACAUUGGUGGACUUAGCUGGCCUACCACCGAUUCCAGCUUGUAAGGCCAAUAGGGAUGACGAGGAAACGUGCGUUGAAGGUAAAUCAUUGCAACCACUAAUUUUUGGCGAGCCAUGCGACAAUUUAGUGGAAGAGGCUUUCAGUCAAUACCCCAGACCGGGAACGUAUCCAUCUGUUCACCCUAACAGCGAUAGACCCAAACAGUACCAGAUAGAAAUUAUGGGAUACAGUCUGCGCACGAAGCAGUUCCGUUACACGGCGUGGAUCGGGUUUGAUCCGGAUAAUUUUACCCGAGAUUGGGACACAAUCUACGGUGAAGAAUUAUAUGAUCAUAGAAUUGAUCCCAAGGAGAACAUGAAUCUCGUGGACCGAAUACAGUUAGCACCAAUAAUCAAAUGGUUGAGACUACGCUUGGAGGAAAAGUUUUGGUAAAUGUGAACCGGCAUUUUAUUAUAAUACAUAAAUAUAAAUGCUGACAUUCAAAUGAAUAAAAAAAACAAGAAACAGUGUUCAGAUAUAGUAAAAAAAAAAUGCUUUAUGAAUA
Armigeres subalbatus is the source of this 1880-nucleotide messenger RNA. RefSeq names its product iduronate 2-sulfatase (gene Ids). The transcript is spliced from 3 exons. Bases 218 to 1768 code for a protein of 516 amino acids. Gene Ontology annotation, molecular function: iduronate-2-sulfatase activity. The record is from RefSeq and is a predicted model, not a curated record. Gene Ontology annotation, cellular component: cytoplasm. NCBI's taxonomy places the organism in Eukaryota, Metazoa, Arthropoda, Insecta, Diptera, Culicidae.